Oncorhynchus kisutch (coho salmon) is the source of this 7975-nucleotide messenger RNA. Its product is annotated as synaptotagmin-2. The record is from RefSeq and is a predicted model, not a curated record. Gene Ontology annotation, molecular function: calcium ion binding; phosphatidylserine binding; calcium-dependent phospholipid binding. The transcript has 9 exons. Gene Ontology annotation, cellular component: exocytic vesicle; dense core granule; synaptic vesicle membrane. Bases 296 to 1582 code for a protein of 428 amino acids. Gene Ontology annotation, biological process: synaptic vesicle endocytosis; calcium ion-regulated exocytosis of neurotransmitter. NCBI's taxonomy places the organism in Eukaryota, Metazoa, Chordata, Actinopteri, Salmoniformes, Salmonidae.
GAAGAAAAAACUGCUGUGUGUGUGUAGUUUUUAUCCCUCCCCGGAGCUGAUUUGUAUUAAUUUACUGUAGUAAUCCAUUAGGGUGUGUGUGGAUGUGAGGCAAGAGUCCACAGUGUUCUAGAACUAUGCACUAGUCCAUUAUUCUAACACUGGAAAUAAGAGAAAGUAAUUCUUGAAGGAAUAUUCAUUCUCUUUUUUUCUAUCUAUCUCAGUGCCCUGAAGCUGCUAGAGACGUUUGCCCUGAGGAGGAAGAGACCCAGCACACAAGGGACUGUGUUUGGUCUAGCUGUCUAGGAUGAAGUGGAACCUGUUCAAGAAAAAGCCUGAAGCCAUGGUCGGACCUGAGCCCACCGGGGCUGCUGUCUUAACUGUGGCCCCUGGCCCCGUGGCCUCCACCGCAGCUGACAACUCCACAGAGGCUGUCAAGAACGGCGACUUCGACGACAUCAAGAAUAAGUUCCUCAAUGAGAUCGACAAGAUCCCAUUGCCGUCAUGGGCCAUCAUCGCCAUCGCUGUGGUAGCUGCUACCCUGAUUCUCACCUGCUGCUUCUGCAUCGUUAAGAAGUGCUGUUGCAAGAAGAAGAAGAACAAGAAGGGCAAGAAAGGGAAGGGUGAAAUGGGAAUGAAGAACAUGAAAGAAGGAGAGGACGAUGAUGAUUAUGAUGAAGAUGACGCUGAGACUGGUAUGACUGGAGAUGAGAAAGAGGAAGAGGUGAAGGAGAAAGAAAAGCUCGGGAAGCUUCAGUACUCCAUAGAUUAUGACUUCCAGGACAACAAGCUCACAGUGGGCCUCCUCCAAGCAGCUGAUCUCCUCUCCAUGGACAGCGGUGGCACCUCUGACCCCUAUGUCAAGGUCUACGUCCUCCCAGACAAGAAGAAGCAUUUUACCACCAAAGUGCACAAGAAGACACUGAAUCCUACCUUCAAUGAGACCUUCAUCUUCAAGAUUCCAUUCCAAGAGAUGGGUGGCAAGACGUUGGUCAUGCAGGUCUUUGACUUUGACCGCUUCUCUAAGCACGACGUCAUCGGAGAGGUGAAACUACCCUUGCACAAGCUGGACCUGGCCCAGCCACUGGAGGAGUGGAGGGACCUGGACAGUGCAGAGAAAGAAGAGCAAGAGAAGCUGGGAGAUAUCUGCAUCUCUCUGCGCUACGUGCCCACUGCCGGGAAACUCACCAUCUGCAUCCUGGAGGCCAAGAACCUCAAGAAGAUGGACGUGGGAGGACUGUCAGAUCCCUAUGUGAAGAUCAACUUGAUGCAGAAUGGCAAGCGUCUGAAGAAGAAGAAGACCACGGUGAAGAAGAACACUCUGAAUCCAUACUACAACGAGUCCUUCAGCUUUGAGAUCCCUAUUGAGCAGAUGCAGAAAAUCCAAGCUGUGGUCACAGUGCUGGAUUAUGACAAGAUUGGUAAAAACGACGCCAUCGGAAAGAUCUGGGUGGGCAGCAAGGCGACGGGCACCCAGCUGAAGCACUGGUCCGACAUGCUGGCCAACCCUCGCCGCCCCAUCGCUCAGUGGCAUCCACUGCAGCCCGAGGAGGAGAUUGAUGCUUCGCUGGCAGCCCUGAACGCCAAGAAGUAAACCUCCUCUACCCCAAACACCCAUACCCAAACCUACCUAUCCACCUCACCCCUGGUCAUACACAUCUCCCAAUACUACAUUCCAAACCAACACACCAACCGAUUCUACACCCUUCACCUCAAAAUAUACAUAAAUAUACAUAUCCUAAUUGACGUGAUGAAAACAUUAUAGAAUAGAAAACCGUUGUAUUCCCCCUCAGCUGUGCCAUUCCACAAGGAGAUGUUACAAGACAGAUUACUCAUUUGAUUGCAUUGGAAACAUACAUUUGUAUUGGGGUUGCAGUUAGUAACAUGUUAUCAUGAAGAUAGAAGCCUGGCGUGUGAAAACAGGAGUCCGAUGUGAUGGAGGAUGAGGAAAGUACAACCAUGUAUUCACUCUUUCUGUACCUUUUCAACCCCCUCCCCUUAGAGAAAACGUUUGCUUCAAUACUGCUUAAUACUUCAAAUGCUUUAUACUGCCAUGUAAUAGAGGAAAAACACAAGCAGGUUCAUUCCUUGGGUGUAUUGUUGCACCAUCCUCCACACCUGCCAGUUACUUACUGACUAGAUUACAUUAGUUUGAACUACAUUCCUAGAGUUGGGUAAAGAGUAGGGAUAGCCAAUAUCCAGAUACCCCACACUGUUAACACACUGCCUUUUUGAUCAUUAGCUCAUCUGCUCACCCAUAUUCUCAGGUACACUGAGAGAAAACUGAAACGUCAUGCCUUUCUUUCUAAACGGGUUGUCAUUCAAAAUGCUCCGCAACAUGAUUUGAAAACCUCUGUCUGGUGCUGGAUUGGUUUCUUGUUCAAUGAUCUGAGACUAGUCUAAGUAUAUCACUGAAAUUAACCAGGGGAUAGUCUCUCUAGAGUGUCUCUCGAUAACACAGUUUGUGGCUGUCAAUCAACAGAGUUGAGAUGUGAAACGUGUUUAGGAUAAAGGGACUAUGAGCCACUGUAAGGGUCUAGCUUGGGCUAUGCUGGGAAAGCAUGCGAGAGAGAGAGAGAGAGAGAGAGAGAGAGAAUAUCUAUGUGGAAACUCAAAGGACUGAAUGGGACACUGGUUGACACAAUGUUGUUUGUCAGGUGUCUAUUCUACUGCCUGCAAUCUACCACCUUCUCCUCCAAUGCCUCUAGUAUAUAUAAUCUAUCUCCCUGUUCAGUGCUACUGCCAUUAGUCAUGGACUCACAACAAGGAUUUCACUUCUUCAAAGGAAUCCCUGUAUCCGUCUUACAGUCAUAAAGGAGACAAGCCUUCUAAGAAAUGAAAUAAGCAAUUCUCAACUACCAGGGACGCCUUCCAAUUAGCUGUGUUGUUUUUUACUCACCCUCUUAUUUUCAACUUCAAACACUUUUAUUCCUCAAGCACUUUAAAUCCAAAUGUUCUGUUCUGCUUAUCCUACUCUCCAAAAACCAGAGCUUUAACAAUUUAUUUUAUGAUGAAUAAUUCCUGGUAAAAAAAACUUUAAAAAACAAGACCAAGAGAGGGAAUUUGAGUGAAUCAUUGUUUUUGUUUGUUUGGUUUGAUCAUUUGUAACCUUGCCUGUCUUGUGACUAUACUUUGAUUGUUCUGAGAACAUUUUCUCUUAAGUUUGAUUGAAAGGAUAAGGUCUGGAAGGGGGUACUGUUGUGUGUAUGUUAUACACAGAUGGCCAAACUGCUGAGUCCAAUUGCACUAUACUGGAUAUCACUCUGUUAUGUGGUUAUAGACGUUGUUCUUUGAUCUAUGUUGUUUUUGUGACGAGAUGUUGUGAGUUUGAGUUGGUUGUGGAGUGUACAGCCACACAAGUCAGGUCUCAUAUUAGAAAGUCUGCUGAUUGGGAAAGAGACACGUUUUAGUCAAAUGCUGCUCCUCGGAUCCUUCACUUGAAUGAGUGAUUUUUACACUUUGACCUUUCUCUUGGGAUAAAUUUGAUUAUAAAAGUGGUCAUAUGACUGAAUGAAAUGUACAAUUUGCUUACCCUCUUAAACAUGUAAAAGUCCAAGCAAAAUAUAAUUAGAUAAGAGCCACCCUGGUCAUUUGAUGGAACAUGAAUUGUUCCUGUGCACCAUCUUGUUAAAAAAAACUAAAUGGUACGAAAAACGACUCGAUUGUGUUAAAGAACAAGCAAAGCAAUUUAAUGUUUUAACAGUUUGAUAACUUUUAUACUGGAAGAUCUUUUGGGAAUUACAGUAGUGAUUGUUGGUUAAUGUAUUACUUUUCUCUAUUGGACAACCAUUUCUUCAUUUAUAUGUCCAGUAGGGGUCAGAUUAGUUAUGUUUUACAUUUAGUUUCUUCUCUAUGUUCAAAAAGCAACACUAAAGAAAAGACGACAUGCAAGCAAUCAAACAACCGAUCGGUGUGUAGUUUCCUAUAUACAUAGUUCAUGCAUGUUUCUACAAAAUACUGUACAUAAGAGCAUGUUUUAGAGAUAAAGCAAUUAUAUCUUGUGUACGUACGUAUGUGGGUGUCAUUUGUCAUUUUAAUACUGUAACAAUGGAGGAAAACGAUGCACAGUAUAUUUUCGAAAUGAAUCAAAUGUGUAUUAUUUUCCAUGAAUGGGUUAUUGGAGAGAAUGUCAUAAUAUAUUAGAAAUACGAUCCUGUCCACGCCUGAACUUUUGAGCAAGUGCGUUGUGAAGUACUGUGUGUGAGUUCAUGUAGGAUGAAAACGUAGCUGCAUGCUUGCUAUCUAACUCCUUGUGCUAUUUCAUUUGGACUAAUCAUCAUUUAUUUCAUAUGUAUUUAUUCAUACAAUGUUUUAUUUUGUGAUUAUUUAAGUUUAUUGUUGUUUUCUUGACAAAUAUCAAACAUUUAGGGGUCUCACAGUUCAAGAAAUAUAUAUAUCCCGAAGUGGAACUCUCCAAUGAUCAGUGCCAAUGCUGAAAUGAGACAGAACUGAAUCCACACAUCUCCACACUGUGGACAAAAAGACCCCUAUUGUACAUUUGUUGGUUUUGUUUCACUUUGCGUUGGUUUAACGACCUGAUACCCUUUUACAAUUCUGGAUAUUUGACAGCGUUUAUUAAAGGAAUAUGUGUAUGUGUAUACAGAUAGUUGAAUUAGAUCAAAACUAAAGCCAUAAGACUCAAGCACCUAGCUCUUUAGAGCUCUGCUGAGUAACUAGAGUUAGAGAAGUGUUUUUGAUGACACAUCUAUAUAUUCCUAGUUCAGUGUUUCUCUUCUACAUUACCUUCAGAACUCUGUACUCAUCUAGAUUCCAGAAGGCAAAAUACUGAGCAGUUGUGAGUUUAGUAGAGUGGAUGUGAUUUUGUUUUCUACUAUGAAGUUGUUGAAGUUGUCUUUAUUUUCUAAAUGUAGUAGCAGAUUUCUUUCCUGUGAUGUCAUUUGUAUAUGCCUUGUUUUGAUAGUAGGAAUCAUGGGUCAUGGUCUUCUUAUGUCAAAAGAUGCUAUCGGAAAUAUUCAAAAGGCGGCAUGCAGAACAUUUACAUGAUCCAACUGUGUGUCAGGCUGGUCUGUCGGUGAUCCUUGGGCUGAGUGCAAUUCAUUUAGGACCCUGACAGCGGGCUAUGGACCCCUCUAUAGGAACUAUGCUGUCACGGAACAGCAGAGUUUUCAUCUCCAGUGGCUUUACAGACAUGACUUAUGAUAUAUCGUGAUCAACGAUAUGCCAAACAAUCUAUAUCUAACCUGUACCAAUGCCAAGCCUCAGCAUACUUUUUUUGAUCAACAUCUGGUGCGUUCAUGGUAAACGGUAGAGUUAAGAUAAAUAAUCUACAGCAUAAUCUUAGCCACUUGAUGGAAACUAGCUGUGUCAACUCAACACUUUGUCUAAUGGCAACACGAUUUAAAUAAUAACAGUGCUGUCUGAUGUCCCAUUCAACAUGUUUGCAACAAUGUAAUAGCAGGAUCAUUGAUGUUGCUUCUUCACUCAAUGUUACAAUGUUACAAUCAACUUGGACUGUGACCGAACCGAGGCACAUUAAUCCAGUUGAAGAUUUCAGUGUCUUUCUAAAAUACUGCCAGUAUAUCCAUCUAUAUUUACAAUUCUAUGAAAAUCCUCAUCAGUAAUCUGUUUGAAUCUAUUUCAGAGCCAAAAUAAUUCCACUGAUGCGGAUGCAGAUUAGACGAUAAGAUAACUUUCAUUAAAGGUUAAUAUACAGCACAUUUGUGUCAAAAAGAUUGUUUCAAUGCGUUUUACACUGCCACGGUCAUUGCAAUCAAGACCACCAGCUGGACAGUUAGCUCUAUGGAGGAAAGAGACUGAGAACUGUGUGUUUGUCUGUAUUUUGUGUAUGUGUGUUAUAGCAGAGGUUCUCAAACUUUUUGGGGCCGGUGACCCUUUUUGUGAUAGCAAAUUCAUCAGGGACCCCCUCAUAACUUGAGUGAGAUAAAAAUAAAAAUAAAAUAUAUAUAUAUAUAGCAUACAGGGAGUUUUACUGUGACUUCAGAAGUGCAUGGCCAGACUAAGGAACAUUUUAAAGGCCCACCUCUUGGCAUCUGAGAAAAUGUUGCAGUUUUCAAGUUGGAAGUGUUUCGUUUUUUUGCCCUAACACCACACAGAUGAUUCACAUGAUUAAAGCGUGAUGAUUAUUUGAAUCAGCUGUGGAGUACUAUGGCAAAAACCAAAAGGUGCACCUCUUGGUGUCCUGAGGACUGAGUUUGGGAAACCCUACCUAAAUUGAAGCAAUAACAAUAAACUGUGUUUUGGUAAAAAGCUGAGUGAUGGGCCUGGAGAAAUGUAACCACUCUUAAAUGCAUAGACAGAGAUAUGGAUACAAGGACUGACCAUCCACACAAUCAAAAUGAUAGUUUUAACAAUAUGUUGAGGCUAUGCAGUGUUUGUUUACGUUUACAUCGUUUACAAACAUUGGAGUAAAACAAGCUUAUAUUUUGGGUUCUGAUAGGGUACGGUAUGACAGUUGAACUAAGCUCAUGAGGCAUUUAUAAGUUGUAUUAUGGUAUUCCAUACCAAAAAUGGAUGUAGCAACUAAGGAUUCUCGCUUUAAAUUACAAAGCAUUUACUUGUGGGGGAGGUACAAUAAUUAUUAAGAAGAAAAAUGGAUAAUUGGUGGAGCACUGUGGAUACCAUUAUCCCUGUGAGCCUCCCAGGCCCAUGUUGCCCAGGGUUAAGAACAUAGAUUCUAGAUGAAUAAUAUGACAUUGUAUUACACCCUCUAAACUUAUUCCACAGAUUCAUUGAACCUGAAAUAUGAUUUGAGAUAUGACCAUGGACCCCACUUUGAGAAGCCCUGUGUCAUAGGAACAAAAAGCAUAGGGCCUUUAUAAAGUGAGCUGUUGCAGUGAAAAAACACAGUACUACUGCAACUUACUAUACCUAAACAUAUAUAUCUGCAUGCCCAGAAUACAUAAACCAUGCCUAAUUGUACAUUUGUGGUGAUGAAAAUAAUUAACAAACAUGUUUUUAUUUACAAUGGUUAAUAGAGUUUAAAAUGAUUGCUAUUAUAGUAUUACAGAUUUGUUGAUAGCCUAAAUUGAUAAACUGUAUCUACCUUAUGCACAACUGCUUCAGAAACUAACUGUAGGCUAUAUCUCAGCAGGGGAGAAACAACGGAUUGAGAGCAUGAUGAUUCACACACUACAUACCACAGUUAUUUUGUACUACUGGCUGCUUUGCUUCUAUUAAAUGACAUUUAAGUACAUUAUAAAAAGGGGUCAAUGGGACUUAAAGAGAAACUCUCCAAACUAGAGUCCAUCAUAUUCUCCAACUUCCAUGUCCGCAAUGUGUUAGGGGGUGUCAUUGGGCAUAGGUCACUCACCACCUAACGAUGUGUUCUCCUGUCUCUGUUUGCGUAGCUCGCUUUGUACUGUAAUAAUCACUAGGUUAGUGUUGUGUUUCUUUGUGUUAUAUUAAGAAUGCGAAACUGCAGUAGGGCCAAUUGAAGAGACAAUUAUUGAACUUUUCCACCAUGAAGUCACUGUUUUGUCUUACCAUUAAUGUGCUGUUGUUGUGGAACUGGGCUCGCGGAGGUCUUUGGAUCCAGAAUUAUAAUGACAGAUUUUCAGAGGAAUGUCGUCCUUCACGUUUACAACAUGGAUAUAUAUACAGUACUGCCAAAAUGCGCAGAAUAGUACCAACUCCUUGAACUUUUCCUUCACUCCUCAUUCUCCAUACUAGGAUUGUAUUCCAAAAGACUGUUUUCCUUUGUUCUCUCUUCAUCCUCUUUUUAAGCCUCAGAGGACCAUGAGAUUGUGCGUCCUCAGGCUGUGUUUCUCUGUGUCUUAGUGUUGUGGUGCGUGUGUUCAUGUCAGUACUUGUGCCUACUGUGGAUCGCAUGCUUUAGCCCUUGACUGGACACAAAACGUUGCUCAAAUAAAAACUCCCUACAGCCCGUCAGCGAAUGAGCAUCGAGGAUCCUUGUAAAGUUAUCGAGGGAACCAAAUAACUCAAUACAGAUCUAUCAUAAGUGUUACCAGCUCUGUACGAAACAAAUAGGAAAUAAAGGCCUUUUAAU